UAUUUUAUUAUUGUUAAAAUAAAAUAAAGAAAAGUUUUGGAUAUAUCGAAUAAAAGGUAGAACAAAGUAAAACUCGAUACGAACGCGAGCGAUCGGGCGCAAUUAGCAAGUAGACGCAAUUAGCGAGUUUGACGCAAUUUAAAAUAUCGCAGCGUCCGCUCGGAACAUCAUUUGCAACUAUUAUCGCAAACGGAAUCAAUUAAGACGACUAGAAUGUCAGGUUGUCAAAAGAUUGCAUUAGACUAAUUAUUUCUGCCAAAGAUUUCUGCCAAAGAAUAACGAUAAAAAGGCGCGACGAAGCUCCGCAAAGUGGCUGUCUCCGAAAAGUUUCGACAAGGCAAGAAACGAAAUAAAAAACGCCGGUCGAAAUCAACGACAAAUUUCGCUACUUCUGACCUAAGGCCAAUUAUUUACAAAAUGAGGAUACCGUUUCUCAUUCUCUGUCUGGCUGUGGUGUACGGAGCCUGCCGGACAUACGGACGUGAGGAAAGUAAUAUCGACUUGACUGGAGAAUUAAAAAAUAAUGGAGAUAACAAAUUCGACCUUGCACCAACAACAGACCUACCUCUCGAGAAAUUUCUCUCGAGGCAUAGAAGAUUUGCCAGUUUGUUGUCACCAUUGUCAUCAAUUACAAGUGUUACAAACCCGAUAGAUACGGCAUUAAAGCUAUUUGGGUUGGACAAUUGUAUUAUAUCUACAAUGGUAGACGGGAUAAAAUUCAUAUCUGGCGCACUGACUGGACAAGAUGUGUGCCUCAAAGUAGAAAAAUUAUCCCUCAAUUUGAACGCUAUACUACAUCCAAUUGAAACGGCCAAAACCGUAGUGUGCUACACCUUCCAAACAAUUGGGUCAGGUACCCGUGCAUUAAUAGGAAAAGGGUUUGAGCUAGCUUCACAAUUCUUCAGAAACGUAUUCCUACCAGGACUGCACACGAUGUUGAAUAUAUUCGACAAAACUGGUCUCUUACCCCCACAAAUCAGUGCAAUGAUCAAAAUGUUCAACAUAGUUUAUUCAAUCUUACAAAUAUCUGGAUAUGUCCCGAAAUAGAAUUUCAUUUCCCACUCUUAAAAACUGCAAAGUUAGAAAAAAACGUAAUAAUUUAUGACUAAGACAUUUCUUCGCCAGUAUCAAAAAAUAUGUAAAAGAAAAGAAU
Molecule: messenger RNA, 1153 nt
Organism: Temnothorax curvispinosus
Lineage: Eukaryota; Metazoa; Arthropoda; Insecta; Hymenoptera; Formicidae
Exons: 2
Coding region: 418-1047 (209 amino acids)
Source: RefSeq, a predicted model, not a curated record